AUGACCUCCUUAAGUUUCAUCCGAUCGCGUUCAAAAUUUUACCACAGCGAAAAAGAUAAUUUUUCUCUAGUAUUCGGUGCACCGAUCCCAUGCUACCUCAAAACAAUAUCAGCAAUUAUCUCUAAUACUAUUGUUCGUUAUUCAAAAAUACAAUUCGAUAUGGAACUAUUGCUACAACAGUUAAAUGAAUACAAGAACAAUAUAUAUUCACUUGCCAAUCACUAUCAUUUACAUAUCGGUUAUCAUUCUAAUUUGCCAUUACUUGUGUUAAAUUAUCAUGUGGUGGCUUCACCUAAAGACCAUCCUGUAGUGAAUAUUUGUCGUGGUUUAGUUCUAGAAUAUAAGAAGAUAGAUGAAACUGAUUUACAGUUUAUUUCUAUUGUUGCGAAAGGCUUUAAUAGAUUCUUUUAUUAUUCUGAACAUACUCAAAUCAUUAAUAGUACAGUAGAAACAAUACAAGCAUAUGACAAAGUUGAUGGAACAUAUAUGCUUUUAUUUUACUUCAAUGGCCAAUGGAUAAUGUGCACCCGGCAUAAUUUCUCGGAAGAUUAUGUAGUACCGAAUGAAGUGACCUAUGAGCAACUGUUCGUUAAAACGUCGGGAUUUUCCAAUAUGGAUGAUUUCCAGAAGUUCUGCAAUGCAUACUGUGAUAUUCACACAACAUAUCUGUUUGAAUUAUGCAGCAUGCUUAAUCGAAUAAUAACACCCUAUGAAACGCCAAAACUUUAUUUAUUAGGAUUUAUUAAGUAUGAAAAUAAUGAAUGGAAAGAGAAUUAUAAAAAUGUUGAUGAAGUCAUGAGUAUGGUAAACAAAUUACAAUGUAAUGGUUUGAAAAUAUCAUCAGUUCCUCAUCGUCUAUUUGAUAAUUGGAAAAGUUUAAAUAUUGAAAUGAAUCAUUUGACCAUAAACGAUCCCUUGUUCGAAGGUUUUGUCUGUUACACAAAUAAUAUUGAACGCUUUAAAUUUAAAAAUCCUAUUUAUCAAUUAUUUCAUCGACUGAAGUACCGUGGUUGGCAUACAGCAAAUGCAGCCAUUUUAUUACCGUGGUUAACUCAUUUAGAUACAUUUCUACCAUUAAUACCUGUGCCUCAAUAUGAAUUAGAAUAUAUUAGUCAAAUUAUUCAGGAUUUAAAAAGUAACCUUGAAAUUGGAUAUAAUUCACUGGCAAAUACUUGGUCAAAAUAUGAAGAAUCAAAUGAUUCACAUUCACUUUUUCAUGAUCACCCUCUAAAAGCUCUACUAUAUACAAAAUUAAAGUUUCCAGAAUUAGAAUUGAAAGAUAUUUGGAAUAAUCCUAAGUUCGAUAAACUCAAAUUAAACUACAUCACGGGUUUACAAUCAUCAUCAAAAGAUUAUUGUAAAUUAAACCUACUGGACUUCAAACAACCACACAACAAUGAUACCAAUGGUCUGGCAGAAAUUCAUCCAAUAAUAGAUGAAAAAAGUAACAAAUUUAUAGUUCAUUGCUAUUGCAGCCAUAAAAUGAACUACAUACGAUUGAAAAGAAAUCGUACUAUUCCUAAGGCAUGUUUCUGCGGUCAUUUAACGGGACUAACUAAGACCUAUUUUAUAGGUACUAAGCUAUGGGUAUGUGAGAAUGAGAAAUAUUGUCCUGGAACCAUGGAGAGCCGACCAGAUGGUUCUCCAUUGGGUAUUCCCGCAUCACCGUUCUGUAAGCAGUUAAGAUUAAUGAGUCAUGAAUUAAUCAAUCGUCUGAUAAACCAAAAUCUGUGGAGUUAUAACAAAAUUAAUCUCGAGUUGGGAAGCCUGUUGAAGUUAUCGCCACAAAAUAUGCAUAUGGCACAAUUGGGAAUUAGUGAAUGUUUAAGAUGUAUACAACAUUUACAAAGUAAAAUCAUUGUUGCAUAUUUAACCGAUGGAUCAAUUCAUAUUUAUGCUUUUAAUAAAAAUGUACUAUUACGUGAUUGGGGUCAUGUAUCCGUUGACAAAGACCUUGAUUUACUGUCUCUAAUGCCACUUUGUUUAGUUUGUACAUUUCACUGUAAGCCAAACACAUCCGAACAACCAUGUCUAAUGCUCAUUGAAUUAACAAAGAUACUAUUGUUAACAGCAGAAUUCGAAGAAGGAUCACUAAAUGAUAAAACUGAACUCGAACCACCGGUGCGUUUUGAUGAUCAAGAGUGGUUAUGA
Messenger RNA from Didymodactylos carnosus, 2151 nucleotides. The record is from the annotation of a GenBank genome assembly. NCBI's taxonomy places the organism in Eukaryota, Metazoa, Rotifera, Eurotatoria, Philodinida, Philodinidae.